Malassezia japonica is the source of this 1743-nucleotide messenger RNA. It is a transcript of the gene AVO1, whose product is annotated as Component of a membrane-bound complex containing the Tor2p kinase. Lineage: Eukaryota; Fungi; Basidiomycota; Malasseziomycetes; Malasseziales; Malasseziaceae. The transcript is spliced from 5 exons. Gene Ontology annotation, molecular function: phosphatidylinositol-4,5-bisphosphate binding. Gene Ontology annotation, biological process: TORC2 signaling. Bases 1 to 1743 code for a protein of 580 amino acids. Gene Ontology annotation, cellular component: plasma membrane; cytoplasm; TORC2 complex. The record is from RefSeq and is a predicted model, not a curated record.
AUGCGUGGCAGCCUGGCCCGCACGCUCUUCCAGAACUCGCUGCAUUACAGCCAGGCGGACCAAGGAAGUAUGGAAGCGGAAAGCGUCAAGACUGUGGUGAAUCCGCGUGCAAGUGACAUUCAUUCGACCUAUUCCAAGCCAGGUCCUGCUGGUAUGAUACACCCUUCGCCCGACCGUGCAGCUGGGGCGAAUGUCUUGUCGGCACUUGCCGAUUCGGGCGGGCAACGGCGGACGACCUCGCCGCUUGUUCCCCUGAACCCAUCUCGUGCAGGAAUGGAGCCUAUUUCGUUCCAUAUCGAGGCCAUUGGAUUUUCGCAGCAGCCGGAAGGGCUCGGUGAAAGCCUUGUUUCAGACGAGCCAUCGAGCCUUGAAUCGGACAGUGACGAAACACUUGCGAGUGACACGCUGUGCCCUUACAUUCCAGGCUCUUUCAUUAUCAACCCCGUUCCCGAGAGCUCGUCGCUGGCCCAGUCCAGCAAGCGGCCAAACCGGUCACGCAAAGGGUCGGCAGCGCGCCUCGGCGAGCGGCUUCCCGGCCAGACCAGCCGCUCGCCUGCACCCGAGGAUCCAGGCCGACUGAUAUUCCAGCGCAAUGCCAUCCGUCCUGCGCCACCGAACGCCUCCUUGCUGAGCUCCAAGUUUGGGUUGAACGAUACGAGUCAGUCGCAGGCGCAAAUCCACCUCGCGCGGUACGGUCGCGCGGGUGCAGGCGAAAGCGACGCGAAUGGCAUCACUAUCUCGCUCUACUUCCCAAACCAGACGAGUGUCGAGGCUACGUCGCCGCUCCCUGUGCGCAUUCGGAAGGACGCCACGAUGGAGGAGCUUAUCGGCUACGGCCUCUUUUGCUAUGUGGAAAGGCACGGCGAGCCGCCGCAACACCCCGAUGCCGACGAGGAGGAGCUCGACAUCUAUCUCGAGACCACCGCAUGGUCCCUGCACAUGGUCGAGGACGGCGAGGUGGACGAGGACUACCCAGCCAUUGACCGCUCCCUGGUCGUCGGCCGCUUUGGCGAAACGGAAUUUGCGAUUUGCCCAACGUCGCAGCCCCGACAUGCAUGGCGGCGACCGGAAGAGCCGACAUCGGCGGCCGAUGUCCCCAACACGUUUGCCAUGCAACCCUCACGCGACCGGCCUAGCGAGUCGGAACCUGAUACCCUGUCGCUGCAGAUCAUGGUCGUCCCUACGGCCAUGGGUAUGACGACCAUCCGAGUCCCUCCCCGUGCGACUGCAGCCCAAGUACUUGCGAUUGCAUGCCGUCACUGCCUUUUGAGCGAUCCCAGUGGCUAUGCGCUGCUUUACCGCGAUGUCGACGAGGUGAUUCCUUUGGACAGGUCCGUGCGUGACUUUUACGGCCGUACGGACCUGGUGCUCGUGGAGCGGACCACGCUCCCCCGUGCUGCGGAGGCGCCGGUGCCCUCUGCGCGACCCGCGUCGAGCAUGCCCGAGCAGCCUAAGUACAAGACGGCGAUGGACUUGAUUUCUAACUACAAGGCCUAUUCGGUCAGCCGGCGCCACCCCAUCUCGGUUGGCCGCCAUGAGCGUGUACUGACGAUUGAUGGCGACUGGAUCCACAUUAUUCGUCCUGCCGAGAAGCGCAUGUUCCACGCACGGUCCACGUCCUACCCCAUUUCGGCCGUGCUGCAGUGCGAGCAAUUGUUGCCUAUCGUGAAAAAAACGCGCGAUACGAAGCGCUACGACUUUGAGGCGGACAACCGCCAGAAAGCAGGUGCGUCGCUCGACUAA